AUGCCCUCACGGAACGGCAGUGUCUGCGUCCGUCUGCGUUCGCUUAGCAAGCUUGAAGACAAGGAGCGUUGUGUCUGGAAAGUCGAGGAUCACUACGUCAUCCAUACCGAUGCCGACAACGGUCGGCGAGAUGCUGACAUUCGCCGCGACACAGACGCACGGCGCUCCUCCACCUACACUGGCGAUCACGUAUUUGGACCAGAGAGCACCAACGAACAGGUCUAUAGGGAAGCUGUGGAGGCGUUAGUUCAUGACGCGGUCGAGGGCAAGAAUGUAACGAUAAUGGUAUAUGGCCAGACCGGCAGCGGUAAAACGCACACGAUGGGAACCCCCGAGGCCCCGGGUAUCAUCCAGCGGGGCCUAAUGGACAUCUUUGAGCUCAUUGCUGAAAAGGAGGACCGAGACUUUUUGCUGCGGUUCUCGUUCCUUGAGAUCUACAACGAGAACGUGACAGACCUGCUCUCCCCCGAGAAGGUUCCUAAGCCCCUGCUCAUCAAAGAAGACCGCGUGGUGGGCCCUGUGGUGCUCGGUCUGAGCGAGGAGAUCGUGACCUGCCCCGAGGACGUCCUGCGCCUGCUACGCCAAGGGGAGGCCAGGCGCCACGUGGCAGCUAGCAAGAUGAACGAGAGGAGCAACCGGUCACACACCGUGUCGCGAAUGGUUCUCGAGAGCCGUCCCGCGGGCUGCGAGGUCAGUACCAGCACGCCUGUCAUCGUGUCCAACUUGGUGUUAGUGGAUCUGGCGGGGUCGGAGAGCGUCGCUAAGACCGGCGCGGAAGGCGAACGUCUCAAGGAGAGCAGCUGCAUCAACAAGAGUCUUCUAGCGCUUGGGGAGGUGGUCUUCAAGCUUAGCGAAGGGGCGUUGGCCGCAGGCGCUCACAUUCCGUACCGUGACAGCAAGCUGACGCGGAUCCUCAAGCCCUCGCUGGGUGGCAACUGCAAGACCAUGAUCAUCUGCACCGUCAACCCUGCGGCACGGCAUACGGAGGAGAGCCACCGGACACUUCGCUUCGCCUGCCGAGCCAAGCGGGUGGUCAACACGGUGGUGGUGCAGGAGGUCAUGUCAGAAACGGCUGCAGCGAGGUGGCAGGCCAAGGCGCUCAAGGAACUCCAGCGGAGGCGCGCCGAGGGCAUGUGCGUAAGGCUGGUUGACUUUUGA
Volvox carteri f. nagariensis is the source of this 1158-nucleotide messenger RNA. RefSeq names its product CENPE type kinesin-like protein. The transcript is spliced from 4 exons. The record is from RefSeq and is a predicted model, not a curated record. Lineage: Eukaryota; Viridiplantae; Chlorophyta; Chlorophyceae; Chlamydomonadales; Volvocaceae. Bases 1 to 1158 code for a protein of 385 amino acids. Gene Ontology annotation, biological process: microtubule-based movement. Gene Ontology annotation, molecular function: microtubule binding; ATP binding; microtubule motor activity.